Molecule: messenger RNA, 1482 nt
Organism: Pelagomonas calceolata
Lineage: Eukaryota; Pelagophyceae; Pelagomonadales; Pelagomonadaceae
Source: the annotation of a GenBank genome assembly
AUGCCCGGCGACGUCUCGGUCUACGUGCGCAUCCGGCCGCCGCUCGCGGGCGAGCCCCGGGAGGCCGCGGCGACGGUCCUCAAUAAGGAGACGGUGCGCCUCGAGGUCGCCCGGACCGCGACGGUCUGCGAGCACGGCUGCGACGCCGCGUUCGGCCCGCACGCGUCGCAGGCCGAGCUCUUCGACGGCGUCGCCCGGGACGUCGUGGACGCGGUCCUCGCGGGCGUCGACGGCACCGUCGUCGCCUACGGCCAGACGGGCGCCGGCAAGAGCCACACGCUCGGCGUGCUCGAGGCGCCCGACCACGUCGAGCGCGCCCGGGACGGCGUCGUGCCGCGGGCCCUGCGGCGGCUCUUCGCGGCGCGGCCCGGCGAGGUCGUCAUGUCGUUCCUGGAGAUCUACGACGAGCGCGUGCGGGACCUGCUGGCGCCGCCGCGCGACGCGGCGGAGGUCGAGCGGCGGAGGCACGACGAGGCGUUCAGCGCCAAGGCGCCGCGGCCCGCCGACAUCGUAGAGGGCCUGCCCGUGCGCGAGAAUACACGAGGCGGCUUCGAGGUCGAGGGGCUCCGGGCCUACGCGGCGCGCGACCUCGCGGAGGCGCUGGACCUCGUCGCCUACGGCCUGCGGCGGCGCGCGACGGCCGCCACGAAACUCAACGCGACGUCGUCGCGCUCGCACACGAUCCUCGUCGUCGACGCGGGCGGCGCGGCGCUGCGGGUCGUCGACCUCGCGGGCAGCGAGCGCAACCGCGUCUCCGGCAGCCGGGGCGUACGGCUGCGCGAGGCCCGGGCCAUCAACGCGAGCCUCGCGGCCCUCGGCAACGUCGUCGCGGCGCUCGCCGACGGCGCGGCGCACGUCCCCUUCCGCGACUCCGUCCUGACGAAAUUAUUGAGGGACGCGCUCGGCGUGCCCGGCGCGCGCACGGCCCUCGUCGCCGCGCUCGCGCCGGGCCGCGCCGCGGCGGCCGAGUCCGCGUCGACGCUGCGCUUCGCGAGCCGCUGCGCGCGCGUCCGCCUGCGCGCCGUCCGGCGCCUCGACCUCGCGCCGGACGAGCAGCUCGAGCGCGCGACGCGGCGCGUCCGCGAGCUCGAGGCGGCGGCGGCGGCGGCGCCCGCCGCUGGGGACCUCGCCGCGACGGCCUGCGCCGUCGCGGCAGCCGCGCGGGUGGCGGCGGCCGGCGGCGGCGCCGGGGCCGUCCGCGACGCCUUCGCCGUGGCGCGCGCCGGCCGGCGGCCCGACGCGCGGCGCGCCGAGGCCGCCCUGCGGGCCGAGGCCCUGCCGGCGCUCGAGGCGCUCGCCGCCGCGCGCGCCGAGGCGGACUCGUGGACCUCGGUCCUCCAGCACCUCGUGGACGCGAACGCGGCGCUCCGGAAGCGGCUCGGCGCGCAAGACGACGACGACGACUCCAACGACGACGACCUCGGGGAGUACUCGCAGCUCGACGACGUCUCCCGCGUGCCUGUUAAUGUAGCUAUGGAGUGA